AAGUCUGGCUCGAAUUAGGUAGUUCAGAUCCGUGUCUUGCGAAAUAGUUUGGUGCAACUUGGCCACAAGGAAAGGGCAGAUCAGUUUCUCAGACAUUUUGUGUCCUGCUGUUGGACCUUUCUUCCUCCUAUCUCCCCCUGCCCUUCUUCCUAAUGCAAGUGUUGCAAGAGUUCCUUGACCCUAGUAUAGAUGCAUGUUCUGUCAGGAGGUUCAUUCCGCACCACUGAAGCGAUGUUUGCUGGUGCAUGUUCUGUUUUUGCUGAACACCACAUAGCAGCCAUGCACCAAGUGCUCACAAUUAAAUCCGCUAAACAGUGUUGCAUAUGUGUUAUCUAAAAAUCAUUACUUCACUAUGUUUCCGCAUUAUUUUGCAACUGAUCCAUGCAAUUCAAUUUGAUUCCAUGAGUGGAAUGAGGUGUCACCUUCACUCCGAGUCACCCACCUGGAAGUGGCCUUUGCCAUGUCUAUUGAGUCUAACGAGUAGGAUCGACGCCAAACAAACCACAAGGGGCCCGAGCUGAUCUGCCAAACGACCUGCAGCUGCUGUGUACAGGUCUCGCGUGGUCUUGCAGACAUGAUGAUGCUUUGCAAGCCAACGCUUCUUCUCGUGUUCCUUAUUCGCUUUGGCAGCUGUGUUCGUGAGGUUUCUUUACGGAAGGGAAAUCGCAGCUUCCAGAACCUGGUGGACGAAGAUGUUCUCCAGCAAGGGUCGUGCCGGUAUCAUUUAGAGAGCGAGUAUUGCUGUGCCACAAAGAAUGGGCAGUGCAGGUAUGGUAAGCCUGGUGAGCGAAGUAUUUGUGACGAAGACGCUGGAAUGCGUUGUUACGUUCGAUUCUCUGGACGCACUUGCAUGUGCCGAAGCAACAAAUGCUAUGACCCGGACCAAAAGAGAUGUGUUGAUAAGGCAAUGGCUGAAGUGCUUGCCCGCACGAAGGCCAACAAGACAGUGAAUAUGAGGGUGGAAGACUUCUUUGACCAGCUCAUGGGCUUCACUGGAGGCACCGUCGGCACAGUGGUUGGUACGGCAUUGGCCCCAGUUAUGAAGGUCUUGAGCCCAUUUCAGUCAAUGGCUAGAAAAGGGGCAAUUCGAGCAGCUGGAUCCUACGCAAGCUGGCAGUUCAAUCGAAACCUUGAGCAUACAGAGGGCUGGCUGCAGUGGGCACUGGGCAGCUUUGUUUUGGAGCAUGACGAACAGCCGAAGAAAGCGUGCAAUAUGGCAUCCUCACUGUCCCUCACCAGCGCCAAGAUCGACUUUGGCAAGUGUUAUUUGUCCUUGGCCUACCCAGAUGGAGUUCCCUUGUGGGAAGGCCCUAUCUAUUCUUACAGCGAUGGCAAAGGCAACGACUUCAACAUCUCUUUGAUGGUCAAGGCUGGGCAAAUUCGAUGCUUGGAGAAGCUUCAAGUCCAAAAGUCUCGAUGCUUUGGAAACGUCAUUGCAGAUGGAGGCCUUUGCCAAAUAGAGCUCGCCCCAGCUACAGACUGCCCCUUGAAUGUCACUGACUUGGAAGUGGAGAUCUUUUGCGAGGGCAAAUGCAAGCUUCAGGACCAUGUCCGAUCUAUGCUGACCUGGGAGGAGGCCGACAAUGCCAUAGAAGUGGGCAGCAAGGUUUAUAUCUACAAAGAAGGGAGCCGCAAAUACGGCAAAAAGUGCGAAGGAGAGUUGAACGUCAUCACCAAGAAUAUUGUGAGGUGUGACACCACCGGAAAGAAAUGCCUUCGGCAUUGCGUCCAAGGAAGUGGAUGCUGGCAUGCCUCGAAUCUCUUGACAGAGAAAUACUGUGAGGCAAAAUGGAAGACUGGUGUGAAACGUGUCUUCAAAUUGUUGUCGAAUUGGAUGGGGGAGAGCUCUGGCUCAGACACACCCAGACUGACGCUGAUCUACCGCAAGUUCAAUGCCAUCCUCAAGGAGGUGAAAGUUCGAACUGACCUAUAUAUAUUUCGCACUCGCUCACUGGAAGAUGCAAUUGAAGAGGACGCCAACGACGAGAGGAAUGAUCGAACGCGGCGCGGCAUCAUCGAUCGCUUCAAUCACGCAUUUGGUGCAGUGAGCAACGUCGUUGACCAUAUUGAAAGUGCAGCAUUGGGCCUCAUUAGGUCAGAGAAGGAGGCAACCGACGCGCAGAUGACCCUGAUCAAGAGAUACAAAUUCAACAUGCAACCGAAGCGGGAUGAGACGGGCAAAUUUGCUGGUUAUGAAUUGGUGACAUGCCAGCAGAAAACUUGGAAUGAAGCCACCCAAGCCUAUGACAAGCCGCCUCUGCGAAAGUGCCAAAAGAUUCGACUAGUCAAUCUACAAUUGAUGGCAACAGAAGAGCAAUAUUUGGAGAUUGAAGAAAUUAGCAGUUCACAGCAGCAAGCCAACUCCAUCACCGGUGGUAGUCCUGGGAUCGUCCUUUCCCUCAUUGCCAAGAUUGCACGGAUGAUGUUCGCCCGCAAUACAGCGACCAUGAUGGCAUCGGAUGAGAAGGGUGUAAGGCACCCGUGCAAGGACAUGUGGACUCGAGGAAAAACAUUGGACUCUGCCACUGCCGUCGGGGUGGAGUGCAGCUCCAAAACCAAAAAGGACUUUGACCCCGACGAGGUGGGCGAUGGUGUUGAUGCGCGAUAUGAGUUUGAGUUUGUUGAACUACAGCCAAUUUGGGAUGAGCUCAAAAUGAAGAACAUGCAAGUAAUUGGGCUGCGUGGUGGCCACAACCUGGAUUGGUGCCGAGUCCUGUCCGAAGAAGAUCCGAAGACGAAGCUUAAGGCGGGGUCUGUGGUUUGCGACCUCGAGCUCCCAACAGUGGAGGGCACGAACAUCCUGGUGGGCGGGAAGUUGCCGCUUGAGGCGCAGUUCCGCUUGCAGCAGACGGGAGAGAAUGAUGUGAAAUCCACAGUGGUGGUUGGCGGCGGUGGUUCCAAGGAGGCUACCUGCGAAGGGACGUGUGACGGCACAGACGAAGAAGAGGCAAGAGAGAAGGUUCAGGAGAAAUUGGGAGACAACGCAAACGUGCAGGAUGACUUGGAAGUGCGAUUGAUCUCUAUGCAAACAGGCAAAUAUUGCCGCACAUCUCCGCAAGUCUUUCAGACUUGGAAAGGGCUCCUUACGAAGAAAAAGCUUCUUUUGUCCUGUGACAUGAGCGAAGGAGAUUCUGCUCCAGAGACAUUACUAUCCCUGGAUGGCAGUACGGAUGGCCUUGUUCCAUCUCCAUAUUGGGAUUUAUUGAUCAUUCUCUCGUUAUCUUGCAUGGGCGCUCUUGCGGGGUGGAAAGGUAGCAUGUGGGCCACCUUCUUGGGUGGCACGGGUGCAGUCUUCACAUUCGCAACGGUGGUCUUGAGCACAGCAGGUGGACUUGUUGGUGGCCUUUUCUUGAGCGAGCAUUUGGCACAAGACUAUCACAUGGACGGCAUCAUGAUGCGCUACAUGAUGCAGGAAAAGUUGCAGACAAUUGGUCAGCAGAUUCUAUAUAUGAUCGAAUCUGCUUUGGACUUUGAACUGCCGCGCAUUUAGUGUUCCAGCG
Messenger RNA from Durusdinium trenchii, 3500 nucleotides. Lineage: Eukaryota; Dinophyceae; Suessiales; Symbiodiniaceae. The record is from the annotation of a GenBank genome assembly.